Volvox carteri f. nagariensis is the source of this 758-nucleotide messenger RNA. RefSeq lists its product as uncharacterized. The transcript has 5 exons. The coding region runs from base 31 to 495 and encodes 154 amino acids. The record is from RefSeq and is a predicted model, not a curated record. Lineage: Eukaryota; Viridiplantae; Chlorophyta; Chlorophyceae; Chlamydomonadales; Volvocaceae.
CAUCACUUAAUCAUUCGCUGUUAUCGGAAUAUGAUCAUGCGCAGAGCAUUCUCGAGACACAUCUUUUCCAAGGGGUGCUCAAACCUCCAAUCAAAAUUGCGGGCUGUCGGGGCCGGCCGCACCAUCCAUGUAACCCGCGCCGCACAGUACAAAGAUGCCAUGCCUGCUGAGGCGAAUCAGCUGCUUAAGGAGGAGGGCUACAACUACCUAGACGUCCGCACCGCCGAGGAGUUUUCCGCGGGCCACGCGCCCUCUGCCGUCAACGUGCCGGUGGUUUUCCUGGGCUCUGGCGGCAUGUCGCCCAACCCCGCCUUCCUGUCGGAUGUGCAACGAGUCUUCCCCAAGAAGGACGAGGCGCUGGUGGUGGGCUGUAAAUCCGGCCGGAGAUCACUGAUGGCCAUUGACGCCAUGUCACAGGCGGGCUACAGCAACCUGGUCAACGUUGUAGGGGGGUUUGACUUGUGGGCGGCUCAGGGCCUCCCAGUGGAGAGGUAGUAGCAUUUCUGUCUGUGUGUCUGCCUGUGUCUGUGUCUGUGUCUGUGUGUAAUCCCCCGGGGGGCCCCCAAAUGGAGGAAAGGGACGAGGAAAAGUAGAUGAUGGGCGGAAAUGUAUCUGUUUGAAGAGCUGGACGAGGAGGAGGACAUGGCGCUAAGAGGUACCUAGCGUCACCAGUCUCUGCUGCUUCAGGAGGAUGCGGCGGAGCGGCUUGGAUGGCGGUAGACUUGCCGUAUUGUUACAAUUUAGAUACUACGUCCGUG